GGCGAGGGAGCGUUGGCGAGGGCGUUAGGCGGAGGAGGCCAGAGUUGUCGCUCCUGGCUCCCGCAGGACAUUUACAAGCUGCUUAUCUAAGAAGGAGGGCUUGCCAACAGUGUGUCAGCUGGAGGGAGUUCUUCGCACCUUGAGUUAGGAGGUUGCCAUGUGGCCAGCCAUGCCCAAUUGCCCAACAAUAUACGGUGUGGCUCUGCCCUCCACCCCAGCCGGGGAAGGGUUGUCCCCCGUGGUCACGUGUUGCCCCCCUAGCAGUCUACCCCAGGGGGCACCCUUAUGGGCAGCCCCACACUCUGACUGGCAGUUGCCUUUGGUGGGGCUCAUUGGGGUUACCUGAUACAUGGCCUACUAUCUUCCCAGCUGAUCCCAAACAUCACCCUCUUCUCACCACCUCUCUCAGGAACUAGCCAGCUCACACCGCAUGUCUCCUGUCUUGGGUGGGUCCACAUUCUGCAAAGCCAACCAUUGACCCAAACUUCUGUUUUCAUCUCGCCAUGGCUUGGUAGUGGACAGCAACUCUGGCCAUCGCAGACCUUGAGUCAGCACUGCAGUCUUGGUCUCGGCCUUAACAUAGAUCAUCAUUCUCAAGGCUCGGAAGCUUUCAUUAGAUCAGCAGAGAACCUCGGCUUCAAGGUACAACAGGAAACCUCGAUCAUCAAACCAGCAAACCUGGGUUCGACAGGAAUGUCGGCUGUAACUUUCAUUGAAAAGCAUUGGCUGUCACAAUAUUGAAAACAGUAUAGUCAGAAUGUGUGUUAAAACCAGGUAAUCGGUAUGGGUACGUUGUCGGUUACUGACGGCAUAAACCUUCCACCUUUUUCACCAUACACUGUACCUGAUACUAAACAUGACUUUACCUGUCAGGUCCACUGUGUGGCAGUGCUUGGUGGGUGAUAAUACACAGAAUGGCUACUAUUGUAAAUCAGCACUUAUGAUUCAGGCAGUAUGAACAAAGGCUUCACGUUAUUCCUGAAUUCUAUUGUUCGAUAAUGAAAUACAGUACCUUCAAGUUGUGCAACUUUUACAAGAAUAAAUGAAUAGUGGGUCGUAUCGUAUUCAUCUGGGCCCAUUUGUCUGCACAAACAGGUAACCUUCAAGUGGCAUUAUUGCUGCUGCUACCAAUCCCCCAACCCCAUGGCUCGGAAGGCAUCCCCAGUCAGAAGUGUCCUACGUAUUUUUAGCAGGGCAUCUUUAUACUGAGAAUAAUAUACAUCUGUGGAGGAUGAAAGGGUGAAUGCUUAUUCAGUGGAAAGUUGCACCUAUACGCCAGUCAUCCUGUUAUAUAAGCGCUGCCCGUUUAUUCAGCACCGGAUCACCGGGAGACUAAUCUCCGAACACGGCGGUGAACACGGCAGCCAGAAGGGAUUGCUAUACUUCGGCUGCAUGGCUACUGUCCAGUUGGUAUCCCCAGUUCAAAUGCUGCUCCAUGGAAGACAUUUCUCACUAUGAUGUGCAAGACUGAUGACACCCUCCUACAUGGCAAGCUGUGCGUGAUGCAUUGAGCAAGACUCCAUCUCCUAUGUAUUUUCUCAUUGGUGGUUGUAGUCAUCACAUAGCAUCCCUCCCAUAUACUGUUUAACCUCAAACAUCCAGAUUACCUUGCACUUCUUUUGACUUUGCCUAUUUUAUUUUUUUAUUUUUUUGCCCCUUUGAUUUAAUGUCUCUUUUCUCAGAUACAGUAUUUUGAGGUCGUACUUUUUUAAUUAAAUUGGAAAUAUUGUAUAGGCAGAAUGACAGUUUGAUAACUCUGAAAUCGGGUUUUAUUACAAGGUGUUAGACGAGUAGUUGAGCUUUUUAAUCCCAAGGUGGUGAAUCUUACUAACACAGCAUCUUUAACAUCAAGUUUUCAUAACUUUCAUGCCCAGAUCAUGUGCUACUGUCGAAAGUCAAAAGCCUUUCAUUAGUUAAUUUUUUACUAAGUUUUCUUUCAUCAGCUUAUUUUAUUAAUUUCUUUUUAUAUUAAAUUCUUUAAAGAACUUUAAUAUCCUAGAUAAAGCAAAGUACUCUUAUUAAACAAGAUUACAUAGCAAAUCGUCAUAACUGUAAAUCAAAGGCACGCUGGCCAUAUUUGGUUCAGCUUUGCAUAGAAGCAUUCAUCUUCUGGUUUAGUCUCGUAUAUCUCGCGUACCUCUCACCGGCUCUUAAAAUGGCACAGUGUACUGUACCUAAUAAGGCAACUUUUUAUUCAUAACAUAUUAGUGUUCAUAACACAAUUUAUAGAAAUUAAUAUAAUGACUUGUGCAUCAAAAUGUACUAGUUAUUUUAUACAAAGUAUAUUGUACAGUGUAAUUAACAUCUCUUGGAAAUUGCUUCUUAAAAUUUGAUAAUUUUAUCAGUCAACUUUAGCAAUGUUUAAUUGAAACUUUUGCCAGUAUAAACAAAUAUAUACUGUACGGUGGAACCUCGAUUAACAGAUUUAAUCCGUUCCGGCACUUGGCUCGUCAUGUGAAACGCUCGUCUUUCAAAACGAAUUUCCGCAUUUAAAAUAAUGGAAAUAAAAAUAAUCCGUUCUACCACUGAAAAACAAGAAUGUGAUAUUCGAUUUUGUAAAUAAUGGAGCAGCCUACCUGACAGUCACUUAAUGAACAUUUUUGACAUUUGUUAAUUUUUCAAAUUUUUUCGAUUUUCUUUUCUAAUUUUGUCUAAAAAAAACAAAAAUCAAUGCUUUGCAGCAUUACAGUAGUCACCCCUUUACAUCCCAGCAUCAUUAGCAUCUUUAAAACAAAAAAAAAAAGUUAUUUGCAUUGUCAGAGGUGUCUGAGAAUUUGCGAGAACCGGUGGGAACACACCAUGUGGGUUUUUCUCGUUAAUCAAAUGAACGCUCGCCAAUCGAGACAAAUUGUCGGCGAUCGGUGCCCUCGUUAUUCAAAUUGCUUGUAAAUUGAGGAGCUCAUCACUCGAGGUUCUACUGUAUUUAGUUCUAGGUAGUAAAUGCAAUUACAUUAAACAAAACUCAUGUAGAUUUUUUCAAAAAGAUGUUGCCAUAUCUUCAGCAAUUUGUAAUUUGAGACCUAGGUGCAGGCCAGCAGAUGAAGGCUCGUAGUCAUUAUGUUGUAAAGUUUGUCACCAUUGUAUUCAGUGUAUAUGUCAUCACAACAUCUCUACAUACGUUGUGAUUGUUUAAAAUGAUUACUCGUGAAAUGUUUAGACUACAUGGACAUUGAUAAGAAAGCUGGUUGGCUUAAGCACAUACAACUCACUGAUUAACUUACUGUGGUAUUUGCUUUCUUCUGUCUAUUAAAAGGUAUAAUCUAGAUGCAGAAUGCAUAAGACUUAGUAUGUAUUAUACUCCUAUGGGCAUGGAGGAAGUCAACAUUGUUGGCAUAUCAAAUUACUUUAGGUACUGGUGUCAGUAAUUAUUUAUUUUUUGUUUAUUAUUUUUUUAAACUCCUUCCAUCUUUGUCAACUAACAGUUGUUUUGCCAUUAUAUUAAGUUCUCGCCAUCAUUUGGAUAAAUCAUCAUGCGGCAGAAAGGAUGGUGGUGAAUGUUGCACGACAAGAAUUAUACAGUGUUCUUGUGUUUAAUAUUUUACGCUUUCGUAUUUCCCGUCCGAGAAAAGAGGAAGUUUAUGCGGAGUGAUUUCGGGGUUUUUAUGUGAAAUAAUAUAAUACUAACGUAUGGGAAAAAGGUGCAGUUUUAAAGAUAUGUAUUUUGUAUCUGUCUGUAGUGUGGAGUGUGAAGUGAUGAUGAGUGAUGCUAGCCCAUGUGUUAUGCACGUGGUGCCAUUUUGCCUGGACUUUAGCAGCUUAUAGUGCCCAAGGGUGGUAGCUGCAAGUCCAGGCAGCUUAGUGCACUUUCUGAUGCCCAUGACAGGUGCCAUUCAAGAGUCUACGGGAGCCUCGGGGACUGCCUGCCGAGUCUCCCCCCAUCAUUAUCCGCCAGGUCUGGCCUGGCCUGGCUUGCUGUGGCAGGAAACAGUUCAUCCUUGGAAUAUUUCGUCGCCAACCUAGGAUACCAGUGUUGGUGGCAGUACUCCUUCAGCCACGUCCUACGCUUCCAUCCGGUCCAGUUCUGACACACGCCUGUUCCUUUCAGAGUGGUGUGAGCUCUGCUCCCCUCACUUUAGUGUGUGGAGUGCUGAUUUCUGCCACACUUUCAGCAUGUAAAGGAAAUACAUACCAAUGAAAUAGAAGACACCGUUUAAGUCACCAACAGUACACCUUACUUUGGCAAUCUGACUUCAGGGUGAUCCUCAGGAUGUCUGAGAGAUACAGUCGUCCACGCACUCCUCCUGGUCCUCCCCCUACCCAAGGGCCUCGAAAACCAUCCACUAGAGGACCUUCAACCUCUGCCACAUCCUCCAAGUCUGCACCCCCAAAAUCUUACGAGGAACGGCCGUAUGAUAAAUAUGACAAGCCGUUCACGAAACCCUCCUCCUACCCAUCCUCCAAGCCAUAUGCUGACGACAAAUAUAAAAGUGCUUCGGUGAGAAAAAUAGGUGAUAAAGUGCCAAAUAAUAAGUUUGUGGGUAAAAGUGAUGUGUAUGGUAGUGAUAUAUACAAGCCCAGAGAUAUUGGUUACUCCAGUGAUAGGUUUAAUGAAAAGGACAAUGCUUAUGUAAGUAGUUAUCCCGAUAAAGGACGGUAUACUGAAAAAUACCCUACAAGUGCCCCUUACACUGAUAAAUUUCCUGGGAAGAAGUUUGCUGCUGAUUAUGAUGCCUAUCCUGAAAAGACAAGCAGAUAUCCCAGACAUGAAAGUGAAGCCUAUUAUGGAGCCGCCACUAAUUCUUAUGAUGCUUACGCCUCUUAUGAUGCUUAUGGUGGCGACAGGCAUGUUGCUGGGGGCUAUAGUGGCGCCAAACACGGCAUGCCAUUGGCAAGUUAUGGUGAUAAAUAUGGAGGAAGGGGAGGCAUGGGUGGAUAUGGAGGAGAAAAGCUUGGAGGGCUUAGUUAUGGAGGAGACAAAUUGGGCAGAGGUGGAGGUGGCUAUGGUGUGGAGAAGCAUGGUGGUGGGGGGAGUGCCUAUCCCAGAGAUAAGCUGAGCACUGUAGGCUAUGAUGGCAAGCCAGGAACAAGGACAAGGGUUUACCCUGAUGAUGAUCGACGACCUUAUCGAGACUACACUCCACCACGCACUGGCAGAUCACCUCUACAAGUUGGUGGGGGCUAUGGAGACUACGAUCAGUACUCUCCACCAGCACGCUCUCCUGGACGUCAGUAUCUGGACAGAUAUGUGAUCGGUGACAGUGUGGUGUAUGGCCCCCCAGGACAAUACCCACGUGAUCUUCGCCCGUCUUCACCCCAUGCUCGGCCACCUUCACCACCAUCCCCACAACCUUUGGUUACAAGAAGUUACCCAAGAUACACAACUGGAAGUCCUAGAAGAUACAACACGUCAAGCACCAGGAGGAGUCCACCACUGCAGCCUACUGUCUCAACGCAGUACCGUUCCCCAUCUCCCUUAAGACGUGUAACGUCUCCUCGCCGGCCCCCCUCUCCUCCGACCAGAAGACCUCCAUCUCCAUACCUAAGAGGACAAAAGAGCAGUCGAGAGCGAAGCUUUGAACAUACCAGAUCUAAGGAGAGGUAUAACAGCAAAGCUGGCACCUCUGGUACAGCCAGGAGCCCCAGUAGAGAUAGCAGAAGUGUUGCUGACAGAAGAGGAAGUGAUAGGAGCAGAAGUGAAAGGGAUAAGAGAAAAGAACCAGACAGAAGGCUUAGCUCGCGUGAAAGAACACACGAUACUGAAUCUGUGAAACGAUUAAGACCCGGAGAACGCGAUUCUGAUUAUCGUAACAGUGAUGUUAGGAGCUGGGGCAAGAAUGCCGAACAUUCUAGCUCGAAUCAAACUCUCCAGAAGGACCGUUCACGUGACGAAAGGAACCAACGCUCUCCUGUGGGACGCAGUGUUCGUGGAGAUGCAUCCAGGGACAGAAGAAGAGAAGGAAGUAGAGAAAGAGAUAGAAACAGGAGAAUUGAAGACAGGUUGGGGCCUACACCUAUUAUUCAGACCACUAGAAGAAGUCCAGUAGCAAGACCUAGAGUAUCUCGCAGACCUCUGUCACCCCGAGAUAAGAAGAGAAGCAGACGUCCAGAUGAUCUAAGACUUUGGAUUGAAUCUCGUAAGUCUGAAGGAAGUAAGCGUCCACUGUCACCCGGUAGGUCUCGUCUUCUUGCUAGACGAACUGCCAGAUCAAGUGAAAGGUCGACCCUGGUUAAAAGAUCUCGGUUGGGUGACCCCAAGAAAAGGUUGGGAGGAUACAAGGCUCGGAGAAGAGCUCUACCAGUCAAGAGAAAUAAGAUACUAAAAAAAUAUCAGCGUUUGACAGUAAAGCGGGGACCUAGGAGCGGUGGAGGCACUGGAGGAGGCAGAGCCAGUAACCGCUCCAAUAAAGAAAGUGGUGCAAAUCGUGAAGAAGGGGAGGAAGGGGACAGGGGUGGUGGUGAUGAAAACCGCAAACCUGGAAGCACUGCUACAAUUCGCAGGAUUAUCAAGAAGCCCAGGAAUGUAAGCUCGGUCAACCGCUUGACCCUCAAACCACGAGUAAUUAGGAAACCAGCACAGAAAUUAUUAAAAGAUCCAAAGGAAGCUGCCACAACUAGCAAGGAGAGAACAACCUCCCAGUCUUCCAAGGGAGAAUCUUCACCAAGAGAUGAGAAGCCCGCAAACUCUUCUUCAGAAGCCAAUAAACGACCAUCACGAUCCUUCUGAGAGAGUUGCUUUGUUUAAUAUCCAAGUGAUAUUGAAAUUUGGAUCUCUUUAUACAGUGUGCUUUUGAAACUAUAAACACUUGGCAAUAAUUUUAACAUCCAACAUUGUUGAAGAGAUAGCCUGUAAGUUAUAUUUUUAGCAUAAUGCUCAACUAUGCUAAUUAAUGAAGGAUAUUGGUAAUCUUGUCAACAUAUAAUGUUAUAUUUAUAUCAAGAAGUUAAUAAAAAAAAAAGCAGUUCUGUAUGUAGAUUCUGUUAAGUGCCAGUCUUGUAUGCCUUAAGACAAUGAUAUUCAUGAUGAAAAUUGUAUCGUGACAAGUAAACUGUGAUCGAGGUAACAUGAAAAAAAUUUACCAGUGUUUGACUUGUGGUAAUACAGUAGCAUUAAGUUCUAGCAAUGCCAAAUUGUGAGUUUAAUAUCAAGAAAAUUGUUAGAAUGUCUUAGCUACAAUAGCUUGUGGUGUCAGUUACUCUCUCUUCCUGAUGUGUGGAUCACUUCUUACACGUCGUAAUGUGCUAUUUUGGUGAAAAUUGCUUACCACCUGUUAUGGGAUGAACAUUUAUUGACAAUAGCUGGAGACCAUAAGAUGCAGCUAGUCGCAUUGCCACAGCCAUGGUCAGAAAGAACUGGUGGUAUAGCCAUUGUAGUAAUCCCAGAUAACCAUAUUCUAUGAAAACCAUUAUAAUAGUUGUAUACUUAGUUAUUUGAGUGUGCCUUUUGUCAGUGUUGUACCAUGUUUCUCUUAAAAUUAUCCAUUAAGACUUCUUUUUAUAAUCCUCAUUGGUGGCAUUCUGUUUCUCAUAAAAUGGCCUUUAAAUAGCUUUAUGACUGCAAAUUGAUGAAAUGGAAUUUUUUUCAUUCAUCCGAUAUAAAUUAAAAGUGACAACCCAUUCAAAA
Messenger RNA from Procambarus clarkii (red swamp crayfish), 7561 nucleotides. The record is from RefSeq and is a predicted model, not a curated record. NCBI's taxonomy places the organism in Eukaryota, Metazoa, Arthropoda, Malacostraca, Decapoda, Cambaridae.